AUGAGACGAAACUUGGUAGACUUGAAUGAGAAUCUAGAUGGGAAAUCCAAAAGCAUUGCCUUAAAAGUUGAUUCCAAAGAAGUUGAAAAAGAAGACAAUUCAGAGGAAGACGAGAACUUCAUGCUUCUUGUAAAAAGGUUAGGACACAUAAAGACAUAUUGUCCAAAACUCUCAAAGAAAAAUAGUUUCAACAAAAGAAAGUAUUCAAAAUCUAAAAGAGCCUACAUUGUAUGGGAAGAUAAUGAAGUGAGUUCAUCUUCCGAUUCCGAAAGCGAAGAAUGUGUUAAUCUUGCAUUGAUGGAUUCACACCAUUUCGAUGAUGAAGAAGAAGAGGUUAGUAAUGAAACAUCCUCUCAUAAUGAUACUCUGGGUUCUAUUGAUGAACUUCUAAAGUCCUUGAAAGAUAUGAAAAAAGACAAGUUGGAUCUGAAAAAUGUUCUUAGCCAACAAAGAUAUUCAAAUGAUAAAAGCGGUCUUGGUUAUUCUAAGUUUAAUAGACCAAGUACUAGUAAAACUAUCUUUGUUAAGGUAUGCUUGAAGACCACAUCAAAUCUAUGGUAUCUCGAUAGUGGUUGUUCAAAGCAUAUGACGAGAGACAUAAGCAAAUUUUCAAAUCUAAUGCUUAAAGCCAAGGUAUAUGUCACCUAUGGAGACAACAAUAAAGUAAAGAUUCUUGGAAAAGGUAAAGUUAGAGCACCACCUUUCACAUCUAUUGAAGAUAAAAGUGAUGCUUUCAAGGCUUUUAAGAAAAUUUAUAAUAAAAGAACUUUAACUAUUGAAGAAUCUAUGCAUGCUUCCUUUGAUGAUACUAACACCUCUAAGGAGGACAUAGUUGUUUGUGAUGAUGAUGAUAUUAUAGAACUACCCUCAGAAGAAGUUUCUAAUGACCAAAGUGUGAGUCAACCGGAACAACAACGAGAAGUUUCACAACAAGAUCCUAAUCAUAUUGAUCUUACUCAAGAAUGGAGAAUCCAUCGUGAUCAUCCAAUAGAUAAAGUAAUUUGUGACCUAAGCAAAGGAGUUUCAACAAGAUUAAAUAUCGAAGAUGCCAAAAUGCUUAUCUUUUAA
Messenger RNA from Lathyrus oleraceus (garden pea), 1068 nucleotides. RefSeq lists its product as uncharacterized. Bases 1 to 1068 code for a protein of 355 amino acids. NCBI's taxonomy places the organism in Eukaryota, Viridiplantae, Streptophyta, Magnoliopsida, Fabales, Fabaceae. The record is from RefSeq and is a predicted model, not a curated record. The transcript has 6 exons.